AUGUUAGAUCCUCAGAUUUCUCAUUUCAAGAAAGGCGUUCGUCGAUUUUUGAAGCAAGACCCAGCUCCGAAACAGAGCACAUUGUAUCUUCCUGAAAAUGUCCAUGAACUCCCGGCUAGCCCGUUACUGCCAUCGCCUCUGGUCCUUACGCCGGCGAAGGACCGCUUUUCUUCCGCAGCACUUCCAACUGGACUGUCUGAUGAUGUGAUCCUGCUUAUUUACAACUGCAUUGAUACGCUUGCUGAUCUAUUCAGCACAGCAGUCGUCAACGUCCAGUUCUACCGCGUGUUCAAGAGCAAUGAGCUGUCGCUCAUGAAACAUAUCCUCUUCAAAAUGUCACCUCCUGCGUGGGAGCUGCGGGAGAUGAGCCCUCCCUGGAAAAGUGAAUGGCAGGUUCUUCUCGACCCCGAUUCUCCAGUGCCAGAAUAUACACCGGCCAUAUACCUUCGUCGCCAUGCUCAAGAUAUCUACACGCUCGCACAACUUAAAUCUCUGGUCCUGGCUCGCUGCUUCUCUUUUCUCCGUCAGGAGACAAUCAAAGGGCUCGCAGGAGUAGACAUGGUACGUGCUGCCCAAGUUGACGACGCAUUCUGGCGCAUUUGGACGUUUUGUCGCAUAUUUGGCAGCGGGAAGAACCGAGAAAACGAUAUUCUUGGACAGGUCGACUGGCUAGAAGGGGGAAGAAUGGCCAUGAAUGAAGGCGACCCCUUUUCGUCAGCUUCAUUCUCUGAGCCCUUUGGCAUCAAUAAUGUUCUGCUCGAACCUCCAAGCGGAUUUGCGGGCGGUAAUCCGGGUGGACUGUCAUUGAGCCAACUGUACGACAUGACUGAGAUCUGGACAUGCCUGGGUGUUCUCCUCCAGCCAAUGCAUGGAAACUGUGCCGAGGCACGCAAGGCUGGGAUUUACGAUGGCCACAAUUUUACGGCGGGUGAUACUGCCAAAGAAGCGAUAAUGCUGGAGGAAUGGACAUCAUAUGUCCUCUCCCUUGGGCCAUCUGCAGUGCUCUGCCUCGGUGCGGUGUGUCAAACCGACGCAGCCAAACACGCAUUCCAGAAAGCCCAGGAAAUCGGUCUGAUGACCUGGGAACUUCCCGAGACUGGUCACAGUCGCUCUUCGUUCUUCAAAGAGGCGGUCUCCAAAGCCUUCGAAUCCCAAGGGCGUAAACCUACGGGUGGUGUUAGCGUACCGGGCAUCCCGGCCUUGGGAACCUCGCGACAAGAAUCAAGAUCGACCGCCGAUCGCCGCCAGCGUCAGGCCCGCCUGGCUGCUGGACUGCGAAAGCAACAUCUUCGACCACGGGCAGCUGCUGGGCCUUCUUCAUUCAUGGAUGAACGGCCUUUGUCCAGCUUCCACGUGGUUCUAGACCGACUGGAAGGAAUCACCAAUGAGCACCAACGUAAUCAACGAAACCAAAGGCAUCAACAGCACCACCAGCAACGGCAUCGAUUUCUGUCGUCAGAUGACCAUGCUCUCCAGCCAGCUCCUCUUCGACUCCGCAUAAAGCCACCGGUCUUGGAUCCAGCCGAUAAAGCCGUCAACUUAAUUGUUCAACAGUUUGGCUUCGGUGAGCAAGACGCAAGAUGGGCCUUGAAGAUCACAGAUACAGGCGAGCAGAUCGAUGUCAACGCAGCUGUGUCGUUGCUUCUCCGCGAGCGUAGUCGGCGAGAGAAUCAUGGGCGUCCUUCGUCCCUGUCGCGAGAUGCUAGAGGCUUGAAUGCUGCGCGGUAA
Molecule: messenger RNA, 1728 nt
Organism: Penicilliopsis zonata CBS 506.65
Lineage: Eukaryota; Fungi; Ascomycota; Eurotiomycetes; Eurotiales; Aspergillaceae
Exons: 2
Coding region: 1-1728 (575 amino acids)
Source: RefSeq, a predicted model, not a curated record